Molecule: messenger RNA, 816 nt
Organism: Talaromyces atroroseus
Lineage: Eukaryota; Fungi; Ascomycota; Eurotiomycetes; Eurotiales; Trichocomaceae
Exons: 3
Coding region: 1-816 (271 amino acids)
Source: RefSeq, a predicted model, not a curated record
AUGGCUGCUCAACUGGCCUCCUUCGUGGGAAAGCGUAUUCUGAAAGAGAAUGUGGCAAACAAAUUUGGACAAGAGGAUCCAUAUUUCGAACAAGUCCCUGCGUCCCGCCUUGGCCGAGCAUUUGGCCAAAAGACACGAAAACAGCGAAAGGCUAUCCCCCCUGGGCUGUCUCCGAAUGACGCCAAAGUCCUCAACCGUGUCAAGCGUCGUGCAUACCGGCUCGAUUAUGCUCUUUUUAACAUGUGUGGUAUUCGAUUUGGUUGGGGGGCCGUCAUCGGGUUCAUUCCUUUCGUCGGCGACGGUCUAGACGCUGCGUUGGCAAUGAUGGUGCUAAGAGAGUGUGACAAGGUCGAUGGCGGACUUCCCAAUAGUCUACGUUCACAAAUGUUGUUGAACGUAGUGAUUGACUUUUUCAUUGGUCUGGUUCCCUUUAUCGGUGAUGUCGCGGACGCCAUUUACAAGUGCAAUACUCGCAAUGCCGUACUCCUGGAGAGACACUUGCGCAAAAAAGCAAAUAGAGCAAACAAGGCGCGCGCACAGAAGGGACACCUCGCGGGAGAUGAUCAGCACCCCGUUGAUCUUAGUCUUCCGGAAGAAUUUGACAGAUAUGAGGAAGGCACAUUGCCAGAUUCACCUGGCUACACAGAAGACCCAGCGUCAGGGCAGGUCCCUUCAGGAAACAAUGUUGGGGUUCGUGGUCCAGCUGAGUCCCAGUCCUCGCAUGGACCUCAAUCUACUCGUCGUGAUAAUGGUAGGUUCAGUGGGCGCAAACAGAAGCCAAGAGACCUCGAAAGCGGACUUGGGCGUGAUCAUUGA